AUGGAGGAGCGGUCAUGGAGGUGUUCGACCAAAGGUCUCCUGUUGCUCUGCACGUUGAUCUUCCCGUUCGUUAACUGUGGCCAUGCGGACGAGCAGGUCCCCCUUGGAGGGGCCGCUGAGAACGAUACCCUGCUUUGGGGUCCCUACCGACCGAACCUGUACUUCGGCGUGCGCCCCCGUCAACCCAACAGCCUGCUCGCUGGCCUGAUGUGGGCGAACGCAGACAGCUUUGAGGCUGUAACCCAGGGUCUGAGACAUACCUGCGAGCAGGGUGAGGAUAUGCAUGGCUAUGGUUGGGACGAGUACGAUGCAAGAGCUGGAGGCCGGCAGACAAUUCAUGACAAGGGGAAUAAGAUUGACUUGACGAUUGAUUUCGUCAAGUCCCCGGGCCCGGGCGGCGGCAGCUGGGCUGCGAGAGUAAAAGGGCAACCUAUGAAGGGGGCGCCGCAUGAUAUUACCACCACCAUGUUCUUUCAUGUCGGGCUUGAGGGCUUGGGGCAGCUGGGGUUUGGCGAGGAAACGAAUCAGAAAGGCGAUGUUGUGCUCGAGGGAAAGUCGGACAAGCUUGGGGACUUCUCUAUCGGCGUCACACAGCCCAAGAAGAACAAAUUCCCAAAGAAGACGCACGCUUCGUGGGAUUUGAGGCCGCUUGACCAGACUCUGAUCACCAGUCUGCAUGUCCCGCCGGAGCACCUGUGGGCGGCCAGAAAUAUUAUCAUGGCAGAUAUCAAGCCAACCAUCGACAGGUACGGGAAGGAAUUUGGGCAGGAGAACAUUCCGCCAGCAUAUGCUGCCUUCACUAUUUCCAACGAGCCCAAAACAGCGAGCAACUUCCAUAUCGUUCAGAAAAUCUUGGUCGGCGCUUUCGACUUUGACAUCAUCUACAAUUCUGGAGCCGGUCCGCGCCUGUCGUCUGCUGAUCUCGACAAGCAGAUUGCUGCGAACUCGAAGAGCUUCAAGGCAAAGUUUGAUCAGAUACUGAAGCCUCUGGCGCCUUUCACAAAAGCAGAAUUCACCACGUUCUCCCAGUCUUUGUUCUCGAACCUGCUCGGAGGCGUUGGCUACUUCUACGGCGACUCGUUGGUUGAUCGCUCCUACGCCGCGGAGUACGAUGAGGAGAAUGAAGGCUUCUGGGAAGAGACGGCGGAAGCUCGAGCUCGAGCUCAGGUCAUGUUUGACGAAAACAAGGAGCUUUUCACUGCUGUGCCCUCUCGACCGUUCUUCCCCCGUGGCUUUUUGUGGGAUGAAGGCUUUCAUCUAGUGCCCAUUGCGGAGUGGGAUUUGGACAUGACCAUGUCCAUUCUGUCUUCAUGGUUUAAUCUUAUGGACAAUGAUGGGUGGAUAGCCCGUGAGCAGAUCCUCGGGCCCGAGGCCCGCAGCAAAGUGCCGCAAGAGUUUCAAGUUCAAUACCCGCACUACGCCAACCCCCCAACCCUGUUCAUGAUCAUCGAAACCCUCGUUGCGAAACUCGAGUCGAAGUCCCUCCCAGCCGAUCAGGUCCAGAAGGUCCAGGCACAUCUCAGCUCCAUCUAUCCCCUGCUCAAGCGGCAAUACCUCUGGUUUCGUCGCACCCAGUCCGGCGAUAUCAAGUCCUAUGACCGAGAAGCUCCCUCCACGAAGGAAGCCUACCGCUGGCGCGGCCGCAGCGUCCAACACAUCUUGACCUCCGGCCUCGAUGACUACCCUCGACCUCAACCCCCACAUCCGGGAGAACUGCACGUUGACCUCUUCUCCUGGGUCGGCAUGAUGCAGCGCGCACUGAUCGCCGUCUCCACCUACCUCUCCGAGACCGACGACGCCGCCACCUUCACCGCCCACCACACCGCCCUCCUCAAGAACCUCGACGCCCUGCACUGGAACGACCACCACAAAGCCUACUGCGACGCCAGCAUCGACGACUACGAAGAAUCCUACCACGUCUGCCACAAGGGCUACAUCUCUCUCUUCCCCUUCAUGACCGGCCUCCUCCCCGCCACACACCCCCACCUCCCGCACGUGCUCGCCCUGAUCGGCGACCCCGAAGAGCUCUGGUCCCCCUACGGCGUGCGCUCCCUCUCCCAGAAGGACGACCACUAUGGCACCGAUGAAAACUACUGGCGCUCCCCGAUCUGGGUCCCCAUGAACUACCUGAUCGUGAAGCAGCUGCACGCCGUCGCCACCUCCCCGGACGCCCCCAAAGCCGUAAAAACCACCGCCACAGGACUGUACGACGAGCUGCGCGAGAAUCUGGUGAGCAAUGUCUACCGCCAGUGGAAGGACACGGGCUUCGCCUGGGAGCAGUAUAAUCCUGAAACGGGCAAGGGCCAGCGCACCCAGCAUUUCACCGGCUGGACGAGCCUGGUCGUGAGCAUCAUGGCGAUGGAGCCGUUGGGGGGUGGCAGCGGGAAGGGCGGAGGGAGUCAUGGUGAGUUGUAG
Messenger RNA from Cyphellophora europaea CBS 101466, 2415 nucleotides. RefSeq lists its product as uncharacterized. Gene Ontology annotation, biological process: oligosaccharide metabolic process; protein N-linked glycosylation. The transcript has a single exon. Gene Ontology annotation, molecular function: Glc3Man9GlcNAc2 oligosaccharide glucosidase activity. Bases 1 to 2415 code for a protein of 804 amino acids. Lineage: Eukaryota; Fungi; Ascomycota; Eurotiomycetes; Chaetothyriales; Cyphellophoraceae. Gene Ontology annotation, cellular component: endoplasmic reticulum membrane. The record is from RefSeq and is a predicted model, not a curated record.